AUGUUGUUCUUUGCAGAAAUUCGUAAGUUGGUGACGGUGCGAACGUUAAAUGUAGCCAUUGAUACAGAUGCUGGGGCCGAUGGUGUGGCCUCACGGCCCCGCCGCGCCGGGUACGCAUUGACGGGGUGUGCCGCGGUGGCCACGGUGGAGAAUCUCUUGUUUGCUUGUACCAGCCGUCUCAGAAUGAAGUAUUACGGCUUCCUCAUCAACCUGACGCUGGCUGACUUGUUCUACGCCGUCAUGGCCAUCGCAUUCACUUGGGGAGGAACCGAAAUUCUCUUCUCUAUCUUCUUCUCAGGUUAUUUCGUCGGCAUUUGGACGAUCCUUGCCGAAGGCAUCAACCGCUACCUGGCUGUGUCCUUUGUGGACACGGCUCGCUACGAUGUGUUGGUCACCAGGAACCGCUUGGUGGCAGUCUGCGUUCUCAUUUGGAUCGUGUCACUCACGAUCCAGAUCGUUCCGGAAUUCGUGCCGCACGGCCCAGGUGAAGCCCUCUUUGAAGGAGUGAUCAAGCCCACGAUUGUGUACUUAUUUUGGUUGAUAACCGCCGGUCUUUACGUCGCUGUGUUCUGGAAGAUCAAGAGUUUCACACAACGUGUCACCAGCCCGGCAUUGCAGCCCAGCCAGGAUGAAUUCAUCGACCGAGCGCGUCAGACCCGCCGCUUGCUGGUCACUUUCACUGUCAUUCUAGUCACGUCGUUCUUCUGCUGGAUGCCGUUCAGCGUGAUGCAGAUGGUAACACACUUUCACGAAGACUUGAAGUACCAGGAGGAAGUCUACUGGCUGACUGGCGUGUUCUACUGUCUGGCCCCGGUGAUCAACCCUUGGAUCUACUGGAUACGACUGGAUAGUUUCAGAGAGGGUUGCCGCAAAGUUUUCUGCGGUUGCUUCACACGGGACUCUAGUGCAGUCCUCGAGUCCGUCGUAGACACAGACGUCUUGUAGAAGAAUCUUUGCCGUGGUCUUAGUCCUUGGUGGAUGAGCAUGGGCGUCGCCAGGACUUGUCAUGUUUGUAGAGGAUGAUGGCAUUAUUGUAAAGCGGGGAGGCGGAGGGGGUUGGACAUAAUGGUGGAUGACAUAUCCUGAUCUAAAAUGAUGGCGUCGGAUUAAAUGUCAUGAUUAAAACUUCAUUAAUUUUUAUAAAAUCAUAUUUUUUAACGUCUAUAGUUUAUGAAUUUACUUAGAUUUAUAUACAACAUACGAUUUUUGCCCGUUUCUUUAAUUUUCACGUUAGAAAACAAACUAACUUCAGGAAUUUCGUACUAGUCAGAGACAGAAUUAACAACAGCAGAAGAAAGUUAAGUUUCUUGUCACCUCUUUUGUCAUCCUCCACAACUUUCCUUCAAAUAAGAAACUGAACACAAACAUUCGCAGAACAAGAUG
Patiria miniata (bat star) is the source of this 1383-nucleotide messenger RNA. Its product is annotated as adenosine receptor A2b-like. Lineage: Eukaryota; Metazoa; Echinodermata; Asteroidea; Valvatida; Asterinidae. Gene Ontology annotation, biological process: G protein-coupled receptor signaling pathway. The coding region runs from base 1 to 945 and encodes 314 amino acids. The record is from RefSeq and is a predicted model, not a curated record. Gene Ontology annotation, molecular function: G protein-coupled receptor activity. Gene Ontology annotation, cellular component: membrane. The transcript is spliced from 2 exons.